Molecule: messenger RNA, 1002 nt
Organism: Salvia splendens (bonfire salvia)
Lineage: Eukaryota; Viridiplantae; Streptophyta; Magnoliopsida; Lamiales; Lamiaceae
Product: retinitis pigmentosa 1-like 1 protein
Exons: 2
Coding region: 102-848 (248 amino acids)
Source: RefSeq, a predicted model, not a curated record
UUUCACAACCGAGCCCACUCUCUCCAUUUACCUCUGUCUCUCUCUCUCUCUCUCCGAAAAACUAAUUUUACAGAGAGAGAGUGAGACCCUAGUGUGAAAAAAUGGGAGGGUGUUCAUCCAAGUCAAUGCUAAGAAAUGUGGAGGAGGACGUCGACGACGACGUUCCUCUUCCGAUGCCGGAAAAUGAAGUGACUUUGACCAACGCGGAAGAGGCCGUUGCCCCGGCCGAAAAGGCCGAAGAGGAGACAUGCGCGGUCGAGCAUGAGCACAGUGUCGAACUAGAACUCGAGGAACUAGAACUCAAGCAAAUGAAGCAAGAAGACACCCUCGAGGCAGAGAAGGAAGAAAUUGCUACUGGGAGCCUGAUAACCGAAACCACGAGUGACGAAAAUAUAACAGGGAUAUCACCUUCUGAAGAGAAUAAUACAGAAGAAGAAGUCCAAGAACUCGUUGAGACACCCGAACCAUCCGCUUCUGACGAGAAAGAAGCAGAAGCCUUGCCCGAAACUCCAGAGAAGAUCGAGCCAGAAGCAGAAGCAGAAGCCUCGCCCGAAACUCCAGAGGAGAUUGAGCUAGAAGCAGAAGCCUCGCCCGAAACCCCAGAGGAGAUCGAGCCAGAAGCCGAAGCUUGUGUUGAAGAGGAGGAAGGCGUCGUCAGCCCUGUAGAGGAGGCCGAAAAACAAAUUGAGAUUGAAGUCUCUGAGAAAGAAACUGAGACAUCACAAGUAGCUGAAGCGGCUGAGGAAAGUAAUGAAACGACAACUCAUGAGGAGGCAGUGGAGGAGGCGAAGAAGGUCGAGGAGGAGCAACCCACUCCUCUGAGGUCGAGGUUUAGGCUGUGGUUCUAGACCUCCACCAUCGUUUUCCAUUUUCCUCUUUGCCAUUCACAUCAUAUCCUCUAAAAAAAUUUUCCACUGUUUUAUUACCAUGUUUUUGAAGAUUCAUAGCUGAAAAUUGCUUCUUCUAGAAUAAAAUUUCUGAUCCUUGGUUUGGAUUCAUUUU